This is a messenger RNA of Eremothecium cymbalariae DBVPG#7215, 3162 nucleotides long. It is a transcript of the gene KAP122, whose product is annotated as Kap122p. Lineage: Eukaryota; Fungi; Ascomycota; Saccharomycetes; Saccharomycetales; Saccharomycetaceae. The coding region runs from base 1 to 3162 and encodes 1053 amino acids. Gene Ontology annotation, biological process: protein import into nucleus. The transcript has 2 exons. Gene Ontology annotation, cellular component: cytoplasm; nuclear membrane. The record is from RefSeq and is a predicted model, not a curated record.
AUGGAUAUUCAGGAGGUUGUCAGGCUUAUUAAUUCGCUUUAUUCCGGAUCUUCCAGUACAAUUCUUCAUAGUGUCCAACAGAAAUUGCAGAAGAUUCAGAGGUCUGAAGAAGGGGCUCAACUUGCGGAUGAAUUGUUAAAGUUGGAGAAUGUUUCAGAUCAGGUGAAAUAUUUUGGUGCGUUAACAUAUAGAGUUCAGCUUACUACUAGGUCAUCUACUGAAGAACAGCUAUGGACAUUAUAUCAGGGUAAUUUAAUUCAUUUGACUAGAAUAAUUGUUAUAUUUCUAUCGAAUCCUGAAGGCAGCCAUGGGUUGAAUAUUACCAUUAGAAAGUUGAUGUCUAAUUUGGCUUUGGUAUUUACUAAUAUUAAUCGACUACAAGAUUCUACUCGUGCGAUACCUACUUGGCCUAAUCCAAUAAAUACGUUAGUGAGGUUACUUUCUUUAUGUGGACAGCAUAAUGUGAAUCGAUGGUAUGUCGGGAAUUCCGAGGUGUCAUCUGUUAUUGAAUCCGCGAUAACUGCUGAAGUACCGUACCAAGAACUCAUCAGAUUUAUCGAUUCUGAUCCGUGGUUAAAUAAAUUUAUCCUUGCUUUCACUAGAAUUAUAGUCGGGGAUAUGUUGAAAUACCAAUCAAAAGGCACUUAUUUAUCCCACGUAUAUGAAGUCGUUCAUGACCAUAUAUAUGUCUCUACUAUGGCACUAAUAAAUUACAACUUGGAGGCUAAAAUGUUACCGCAGGAUGCGACUACGAAUAAGUAUUCUGCAGAACUUUUUGAAUGUGUACGCGAAUGGAUUUCAUAUAUAUCUGAAGCCAAAAAGCAUUCUCCACAUGGGAAUAUGGAUCUAUCUGAGGCGUUUGAGAACCUAAUUCGAUUAAUGUGUACUAAUUUGGAUAAUCAAUUCCCUUAUUCACGGGAUAUUUUGGAAAUAUUGAGUGAUGUUUUUUCAUUCCGUAGUUCUGUUGUUACUCAAGAAAUAUUACAGGAGCUUGAAUCGAUUUUCCUAGGGGUUUCUUAUGUUGUAUCUUCACAAGCAAAAAAAACUACCUCAUUAGGUAGUCAUGAUUGGAUGCUUAGCUACAUGAAUGAACUAGUUACAAACGCAUUAUUUGACGAUUUACGUCAGGUUUCAGACUGUUUUGUAGAUUUCUUGCAGAUUUGUAUGUCAGGAAUUUGCAAUAGACUAUUUACCCAGCUUCACGCUAGCAAUACGGACCAGUCGCAACAAUAUGUUAAAUUUUUACUGCAAUUAACGAAUUUCCCUUUGGUGCCUGUAUUGGAAGAGUCUUAUUCAGUUAAAAUGGUUGAUUUUUGGUAUGAUUUAUGUGAGUCUUACGUACAGUUACCAUCGGAAAGCCUACUUCCUGAUAGUCAUGAUCUUGCUAUAGAGAUAUUCUCCCAGGUAGUACAGAUAUAUCUACCAAAAGCAAGUUUAAUCAACAAACAAAAGCUUCUUCAGGCGGAUUUAGAUGGCGAGAGUAAAGUCCAUGAGUUCGAUGACUUUAGAAGGGCUAUCGAAGUGCUUAUGCCAAUGUUGUGGUGUGUACUAGGGAAUUCUAAAUUAUCAAAUCAACUAAUCUUAGGAAUUAUCCAGAAACAACAGGAUGGAUCUUUGGAUUUAUUUCAAAUCGAAUGUAUGGCUUUCAUGUUGGAAAAUAUUAUUGUUGAUAUUAACUUACCGGAAACACCAUCCAUUUGCAAAGUCAUAUAUGAUUCUGAUUUCUUUCACAACUUGUUGUUCUUGCUAAAAGCUGGAUGCAUCCAGUCUCCAACUGAUAUUUCCUCCCAAAAGCUGAAGCUCGAGUAUGUUCGGACCGCAACAAAUUUGCUUAGUGUAACAUCUAAGUAUUUCCAUGUUGAUCAGAAAGACCUAGGUCAUGUCAUUGAAACGUUAUUCAAUUGUCUUGAAAAUUCUCGAAAAUUCAAUGAUACUGCAAGUUCAGAGGAAAUUGAAAUACUGCUUAUCAAGACCAUUACAAUACUUUGUAAAAACUGCCGUGAGCAACUAUUACCAUUCUUAGAAAUAUUCAUUCAAGUCACCCAGGCCAUGAUGUACCAUUCUUCACCAGCCAGCAACUUUAUUAGAGAAAAACUUGUUCGUUCUAUAGCCUACAUUAUACAAGCCUCAGCGAAACAAGGUGCAGAGAUUCAGGGUAAGUAUAUAGAUAAUAUGGUGACUAUGAUUGGAUCUUCUGUGCAUGACAGUGACAGAGAUAAUAAUCUCUUUCUUCUAACCUCUAUCAGCGAGUUAGGCUCCGGGCUUAUUCAGGAGUACGAUGACCCGUCUGUAACACAGUACUUUGACGCCGACCCUCUGAAUUUACGACCCAAGGUCUUGAAUAUCGUCGAAUCUCGCUGUAAAAAAUACCCUACAGAUCCAGCUUUUAUAGAAGUCGGUUGUCUUAUCUUAGGCAAAACGCUUUCCAUCGACGACUCUGACCCGCAUUUCCUUAAAUUCUCUAUGAGCGAAAUUAUGAACUUUGCACUAGCUAGAGCUAAUACUUGCAAUCUAUCCACUGGGCUACCUUAUCUCGUCUACCUUCUCGAGAGGCUGAUAACCCACUACAAAGCUACUUUAACCCGAGCCCAAUUCGACUAUAUAUUCUCCAACUUCUUCAUUCAGCAUUACGAAACCGCUAUAGCUUCGGAUCCAGACUUAAUCGAAAGCAUGAUAGGUUUCAUCAACAAAACCAUGGACGCGAGGCCUGCUCUUGUUGUCAAUUCUUCAUAUUGGGACGCAUUCAUCCUUCCACAGUUCCUGCGCUAUUUAAGAGCCAAGGAACACUUCACAAUCUCCGCAGUUACCAAGUUUUGGACCAAAACCGUCAAACUAAAACAGCAAUCCCGUGACGGCGGGCUCGCAUCGGCAAAAUUAAUAACUAGCAUUGGCGAUCAGCUUGUCGCCACUACAAUGUAUGGACUGCUCCAUACACACAGAUCCGAAGUCUUUUACUACGCUGAAAUCAUCCGCGCUCUAGUCGCAAACCAUCCACUAAACACUAAAGCUUGGCUCACCGCUGUUCUGCCUUCCCUAUGUGACAACCCAACAGCUCAUUCUAGAUUGCUGGCCAGUCUCUUCCUCACACGAGGCUCCAUCGCCGCUAAUGAUACCAUCCGUGGAUGGUGGUUGCAAUGCAACAACCUUCCUAGAAUGGAUUAA